AUGUCCCUGCUGCUUCAAUAUCUCAGCCCCAGGUCUCGCGCCAAGAUGGAGCGCCUGGAUAACCCCAUUCUCCCCGUCUACGAAGAUCCUCCUCUAAAGCCCGUAUUAAAUACUGUGAUUGCUGAUGGCGAAAUAUUUCUGAGCAGUAACCAGAAGACGAGAAAUCAGUUUCGCCCGCGCGCCGGUAAAGGAGGCGUCAAUAGCUACCAGCUACGACAGUAUGCUGAAGUAACUCUGGGAGGAGGUAGCUUGAGGAAGGUGGUCAAGCUCCCCGAAGGCGAAGAUGAGAAUGAGUGGCUAGCAGUCAAUAUGGUGGACUUCUACAACCAGAUCAAUCUCCUCUAUGGUGCCAUCACCGAGUUCUGCUCGCCGCAGUCGUGUCCCGAGAUGAAGGCUACCGAUGAGUUUGAAUAUCUUUGGCAAGACAGCGAAAACUACAAGCGACCCACCAAGAUGGCCGCACCGGCCUAUAUAGAGCAACUGAUGGCGUGGGUUCAAGCCAACAUUGACAACGAGUCUGUCAUGCCUAGCAAGAUCGGCGUGCCGUUUCCCAAAUCAUUUGGAAGUCUAAUUCGCCAAAUCUUCAAGAGAAUGUACCGUGUGUACGCUCACAUCUACUGCCACCACUAUCCCGUCGUCCGGGAGCUGGGGCUGGAGCCUCAUCUAAACACCAGCUUCAAGCAGUACGUGCUCUUCAUUGACGAACACGAAUUGGCAAGCGGGCGUGAUUACUGGGGUCCUCUUGGAGACCUCGUCGACAGCAUGCUGAAGAGCGACUGA
Molecule: messenger RNA, 780 nt
Organism: Trichoderma asperellum CBS 433.97
Lineage: Eukaryota; Fungi; Ascomycota; Sordariomycetes; Hypocreales; Hypocreaceae
Gene: MOB11
Product: Maintenance of ploidy protein mob1
Biological process (GO): positive regulation of protein phosphorylation; cell division; signal transduction
Cellular component (GO): cytoplasm; nucleus
Molecular function (GO): protein kinase activator activity
Source: RefSeq, a predicted model, not a curated record